Molecule: messenger RNA, 402 nt
Organism: Nipponia nippon (crested ibis)
Lineage: Eukaryota; Metazoa; Chordata; Aves; Pelecaniformes; Threskiornithidae
Source: RefSeq, a predicted model, not a curated record
AUGGCACAGCUCUUACAAUGGACACCUGUACAAGAGAUUAGAAGUGAUACAUCACAGAUCCUGGACGAGACCAUUCCGCUCAUUAAAGACAAGGUGAUGGAAAUGAACCACAUCUAUGCCAAAGUUGAUAAAUUGGAGGCAUUUGUUAAAAUGGUUGCACACCAUGUUUCCCUCCUAGAAGAGCAAGUGCUUGAAGCAGAGAAGAGCCAUGGCACCUUUCUUAAUACUGUUUGCAAAUUAUUUCAGUGUGCAACUAUUUCGUCAUUUAAAAACGCAAUCCCUUCAACUCGUUACCACUUAAGAGGGAUUAUUUGGCUGCACGGACCUUUGAAUGAUGUAGUACAGCUGCUCGUUAAUAACUUUUACACUGUGGUUCUCACUGUAAAUUCUGGCUCUGAAUGA